ACGUAAAUAAAAAUAUUGUAUUUUGUAUUGUGAAUUGUGAAUUAGUGACUGACAGUUUGAAGCUUGCGUGUUGGCAAAAUCUAUAAUUUAUUUUAUUAGCUUCUAUAGACAUUAUUUAUAUUAUCUUAAUAUUAAAUUAUUUUGUUAGUUCUAUUUUUGACACAUUUCACAUAGUAAACAUUGCAAAAGAAAAAGUAAAUUUUUCUGAAGUUUAAUUUUUGCACGUGGCCCGCCAAAAUUGAUAUUUAAAAUUAAACGACAUUGUUUGCAAUUAGUUAGCUUGCUUCCAAUAUCAAUUGCGUGCGAACGUUUAAUAACAAUCAAAGCUAAGGCGAUGCAACAUUCACUUGUGUGAGUGCGUUGAUUAUUUGAUAUAUAAAACCAUAUGUGUGAUGAUCUCAUAGCAACACAAUACACAUGGUUCAACGGGAGGAAGCGUGUUUUAUCUUAGUAUUUGGGUGACGUUUCUCCACUGUUGGAGCUUAUCGCCUCGGAAGUGGGACCGCCUAUGUGGGGCGAUAUAAAACGUUUUAUUACGAACGUUGCAGCCACCGGUCCCAAUUUUAUGAGCCGCGGACUCAUUAACUGAAGUCCAUUGAACUUGUGCUCGUCGAUAAAUCUAGAAAUAUGAACGCAUUUCUGCUCGUACACUGCCUAUUUCUCAUUUUUGCUAGUAAGGUGGAGGGAACUUCUGAAAGUCCAGAGGUUUUGGUGUUCACUGUAGCAACAGAAGAUAACCAUGGCUUGCAGCGGUAUCUCCGAUCUGCAAAAAUGUAUGGAAUUAAAGUUGAAGUUCUUGGCUUGGGACAAAAGUGGGAAGGCGGAAAUAUGGAAACCCUAGGCGGUGGUCAAAAAGUCAAUUUACUGAAGGAAAAACUUCAAUCACUCGAAAUAAAUACUAAAUCAAAGGAACCAAUUGUCCUUUUCACGGACAGUUAUGAUGUCAUGUUUCUGGGGAAUAUUGAUGAAAUUGUUGAGAGAUUCAAGAAGACACAACGUCGUGUUCUAUUCUCUGCGGAACCCUUCUGCUGGCCGGAUCUUAAAUUGGCUAAACAUUAUCCCGACAAUAGUUCAACCAAUGCUUUUCUGAACUCUGGUGCAUUUAUCGGUUACUUACAAGAUAUUCUACAAAUUCUUCUAACUAAUAAAAUUAGCAAUCAAGAUGAUGAUCAGUUGUUCUAUACAAAAAUUUAUAUCCAAGAAAAGUACAGGAAGAUGUAUGAAAUGGGACUAGAUAGUAAAUGUACUCUAUUUCUGAACUUGAAUGGUGCAUUGUCUGAUGUUGAGCUUGUGCUCAAUUCUACUGAAGAGUGGCCUUAUAUUAUACACAAGGCAUUUAACGAGCGGCCUCUUAUUGUGCAUGGAAAUGGACCAUCUAAGCUGAUGCUCAACCAUUACUCAAAUUACUUGGCAAAAUCUUGGUCAGUUAAAGAAGGUUGUGUGCUGUGCAAGGAGAAAAGGAUUGAGUUGAAGGAGGAUGCUUUACCUGUAGUAAUGUUGUCAGUAUUUAUUGAACAACCAACACCCUUCCUUGAAGAAUUUCUUCAACAAGUAGACGAAAUUGACUAUCCAAAGGAGAAAAUCCAUUUCUUUAUACAUAAUAAUGUAGAUUUUCAUGAGGCUGAAGUGGAUAAGUAUUUCCAAGCACACAGUAGGGAAUACAUCACCGCUAAGAGGAUUACUCCAACCGAUUACCAAUCAGAAGCGGAGGCCAGGGAUAUAGCCAAAAAUAGAUGUGCGAACAGCGCUUGCGAUUAUCUGUUCUCGGUCGACAGUAUAGCUCGGGUAGAUUCUUCAACGCUCCGUUAUUUGCUGUCCACUGGCUAUGACGUCGUGGCUCCGAUGCUAGUGCGGCCCGGUCAAGCCUGGUCUAACUUCUGGGGCGCUAUCAAUUCUCAAGGAUAUUACGCUCGCUCUUCUGACUACAUGGACAUCAUUAAUAGAAAAAUUAUUGGCAUAUGGAAUGUUCCCUUCAUAACUAACUGCUAUUUGAUGAAUAUCUCCCUUUUCCGCGACAAAACCGAUAAGGAAGUCAGCCAUAUCAAGGAAGGGCUCGACCCAGACAUGGCUUUCUGCGCUAGUUUGAGAAAACGGGGUAUUAUGAUGCAUGUAAGUAACGAGAGGGAACAUGGACAUCUGGUCAAUCCUGAUACUUUCGACAUCAGCCGUAAAAACCCGGAUGUCUACCAAGUCAUGGACAACAGGAUCGAAUGGGAACAGCGCUACCUCAGCCCGGAAUAUUAUGAUAACUUUGCUGAAAAUCGUAAGCAUUCCAUGCCCUGCCCUGAUGUUUACUGGUUCCCAAUUAUGUCUCCUCGUUUCUGCGCCGAAUGGAUUGAGGUCAUGGAGGACUUUGGAGAAUGGAGUGAUGGAUCUAAUAUGGAUCAACGUUUAGAGGGCGGCUACGAGGCAGUACCUACCCGUGACAUUCACAUGAAACAAGUUGGCUUAGACAUACAAUGGCUACACAUUUUAAAGGAAUACGUCCGACCUCUGCAGGAAAUGGUCUUCACCGGAUACUAUCACAAUCCGCCAGUGUCUGUCAUGAAUUUCGUUGUUCGCUAUCGACCCAACGAGCAACCCUCUCUACGCCCUCACCACGACUCUUCCACAUACACGAUCAAUAUCGCACUUAAUACACCCAAUAAGGACUUUGAAGGUGGCGGCUGCAACUUCAUUCGCUACAACUGCUCUGUGAAAGAUACCAAGCUCGGGUGGAUGUUGAUGCAUCCCGGUCGUCUGACUCACUUCCACGAGGGACUGCGCGUCACGAAGGGCACCAGAUAUAUCAUGAUCUCUUUCAUUGACCCAUAGAUUUAUCUGACCUAUUAUAACUAAUUCUAAAUAGCCUGUUUCCCUAGCCCGCCUUUAGAAUUGUUUCAAUAGCUUGCUCCAAAUAUUUCGUUAAUAUUAUCCUAUAUUAUACUAACUUUAAAACAUAUUCUAAUAAAACAAUGGCGUAGUGGAUAUAUCAUAUAUGGUAGGUUAAGUUAACUGCAUUUAAGUUAUGUUAAGUGACUCUACAGCUCUCUAUAUUGCAAUUUUUUUUAAAUAAACACUUUGAUAAUUUUAUGUUUACACUUGAUAUUUGUUUUGAAAAGUUUAUAAUACAUACAAUUACUACUAUCGAAUAUAUUAAUAUA
Molecule: messenger RNA, 3143 nt
Organism: Vanessa atalanta (red admiral)
Lineage: Eukaryota; Metazoa; Arthropoda; Insecta; Lepidoptera; Nymphalidae
Gene: Plod
Product: procollagen-lysine,2-oxoglutarate 5-dioxygenase
Exons: 13
Coding region: 628-2814 (728 amino acids)
Biological process (GO): peptidyl-lysine hydroxylation
Cellular component (GO): endoplasmic reticulum
Molecular function (GO): iron ion binding; procollagen-lysine 5-dioxygenase activity; L-ascorbic acid binding
Source: RefSeq, a predicted model, not a curated record